AAAAAAAAAACAAAAUCGUAAAUAAGUGACACAAAAAAAGAAUAAUUGAAUGCAUAAUUCGGUUGCUCUCGAUCUCACGAUCGUUAGCUGAAGAAAUUUCUUAAUACCCUAGUUCCAAAUGAAAAUGGAAGAUCCGAACCUAGCUGAGCAAUACGUACAAGAAUUUGUCCUUGAUCAUUUAGAGGACACAACGACUGGGGCGAUAGGAGUUAAACGCGAGGACCAGAGUCCUCCAACGGCAGCUAAAAUAACUUGGAAUACGGUUCAAGCAGAAGAAGAAGAAGAUACACCCAUUCCAAAAAUGAGAGCCUUUGCAAGUGGACUUCCAGCCGCUGCUGGUCAUGUCUGGCACCACGAAGAUCGCAGAUUCCAGGCCCUUUCUCCACCUCCAGAACUAUAUACACAUGGGCCGAUCGCAAGCCAAGCAAUUGUUGUAAGUGCGGCGGUACCAGGAGUACCAUCAACCCCACCUGAGACACCUCCAAUAAUUGGAUCUCCUUCCGGUAGUACCUGUGCUCAAGGAUAUCCUCCAUCAAACCACUAUGUACACAGGCCCCCAACAACGACGGGCUUGGCACAGGAAAUGAUGUGGCUGCCGCAGUCAAUGCGCACCGAACCACAGCCCCUUGAUUUGCGACCGCUUAAUUGUUCGCUCCAGGAAGAAGAAUGGGAACGGCAACGCGAGUACAUGCAUGUGACGUCGGUAUCAAACCACGGACAUAUUAUUCCAACGCACCAUUUUCAGCAGCUCGAACAUCUGACACCGAUCAACAUGCACACCCCCUAUCAUAGCAGCUCAUCAGCCCAGCACAAUCGCCCAAUGUCGGUUAGCUCCACGAGAUCUUCAACAGCCACCCCACGCACUUGUUCCGGUCAGUACAGUACAUCGAGUAAUGCCGGUGGCGAUGAAUAUAUCAAUGAUGACUUACUUACCACCCUUACAGUCCGGGAACUAAACAAACGCCUCCAUGGAUGUCCUCGCGAAGAAGUCGUCAGACUGAAACAGAAGCGCAGAACCCUUAAAAACCGCGGCUAUGCACAAAACUGCCGUUCAAAAAGGCUCCAACAACGUCACGAGCUGGAAAAAAUGAACCGACAGCUAGCCAAUGAACUACAGAGACUUAAAUCCGAACUAUCACGUGUAUGCCAGGAAAGAGAUCAAUUAAAACAGCGAUUACAGGUACGUCAACCAGCACAGGCCGCUGGCCAACAGCAGGAUCUCCACUCCGACGGACACAGUUCACCGGAAUUCUACCUCUGACGCCAGAUUGGCGUUCCUAAUCAUCAAUGGUCUAGAUAUCAGCAGCAGCAACAGCAGCAGCAGCAGCAGCAACUGUAGCGGACAACUUGAACGAAACAGUGUAAUGUUAAGUAAUCUCUUAUUAUUGUCUUAUAGAGCAUAAUAACUUUUUUCAAAAACAAAAUUAUUUGAAUUUUUUUUCCUAUAAAAUCGGGACAAUAAAUUAAUUUUAGAGAUAUUAAAAAUAAAAAUAAAAACAAAAACAACGUAUACAACGACUUUGCUACACGUAACAAGUCACUUUUUAUUUCUUUUAAAAAGGAACUUUAACAAAAAUAAAAAAGAACGUAUUUUAAACUCUCAGUUUGGAUGUAAUUUUUUAUUAUUUUUUUUAUUGAAAAUCAAAUUAUAAGUAAAGAUUAAAUAAAUAGUUAAGGCUGCAACAAGAUAAUCAAUGUCAAUCGUUAUCAAAUAAUAAAUACACAUUGUAUCAAUUCAAAUCACACGCUUCAUUUGUUGAUUAGUUUUAGUAUUAAUAUAUAAUAUGUAUUAUAUAGAUUUGUCUUUGCAAGUCCCUCAGAUAACAUAUGAACAGGUCUUUUAAUAUAUUUUAUUAUAAUAUUUUUAAUUUUUUUAAUGUUUUAAUUUUUUAAUAGGAACUCGCAAAUCUGAGUAUAUUUUUGUUGAUUGAGAUUUGCAUUUCAAUUUUACCUAUUUUUUAUUUUGUAUUUGGAAGAAAAAAAAUCCUUUGAGUUUUAAACUUUUGAUAACAGUAUGGUUGUGUUUAAAUUUUAUAAUAAUAUGUCCAAAUAAAUUUAUGUGAAGUAUUAAAACUUUUAUUUAAACAAGAAACAAAAGAAAAAGAAAAAUAUGAAAGUUGUGUCAAAACUGUGUUCUUCAGCGCAGCAAAUCUUAAACCUAAAUAAGAAUCGAUUGUAAAAUAUAAUAUAUAGAACAGAGGGAUUAAUUCCGUAGAACACACUAUAAGACUUGUGAAAAUGUGUAAAUACCUAUGUGAAUUACGAGUAUAAACAAUAUUAUUGAUUAUAGACACUAUUAUCAACUGUUAAGUUAAAUAAAUCAUAUUAUAUUAAAUCCAAUUGUAUUUCGGUUUUUUUCUGUCUGGAGGCCUCAUCUUUGGAAAAAGGAAAAAAAGU
Molecule: messenger RNA, 2397 nt
Organism: Eupeodes corollae
Lineage: Eukaryota; Metazoa; Arthropoda; Insecta; Diptera; Syrphidae
Gene: tj
Product: transcription factor MafB
Exons: 1
Coding region: 119-1261 (380 amino acids)
Biological process (GO): regulation of transcription by RNA polymerase II
Cellular component (GO): nucleus
Molecular function (GO): RNA polymerase II cis-regulatory region sequence-specific DNA binding; DNA-binding transcription factor activity, RNA polymerase II-specific
Source: RefSeq, a predicted model, not a curated record